Messenger RNA from Chaetura pelagica (chimney swift), 588 nucleotides. RefSeq names its product p53 apoptosis effector related to PMP-22-like. Gene Ontology annotation, biological process: cell-cell adhesion. The record is from RefSeq and is a predicted model, not a curated record. Lineage: Eukaryota; Metazoa; Chordata; Aves; Apodiformes; Apodidae. Gene Ontology annotation, cellular component: cell-cell junction. The coding region runs from base 1 to 423 and encodes 140 amino acids. The transcript is spliced from 3 exons.
AUGAAGUACAUUCUCAGUGGUUGUGUGCCCUGUCCACUCAGAGGAUGGGGGCGAGCAGCAGCUGCCACGUACCUUGUUGGCUUUGUGAUCCUGGUCAUCUGCUUUGCCCUCGCAGUCAUCGCCUUCUCCAUCGAGAUACUGCGCUUCAACUUUGUGCGAGGAAUCGGAGGCUUGCUCUUCGUUGUUGCUGCAUUCCAGAUCAUAGGCUUGGUCAUCUACCCAGUGAAAUUCACAGAAGAAAUUCCACUGACAGGAGAUAACAUGUUCAGCUGGGCCUAUGGCUUUGGCUGGGCCAGCACUGUUGUUGUAAUAGGUUGUGCUUUCUUCUUCUGCUGCCUCCCCAACUGGGAAGAUGAAGUCCUGGGAAACAUCAAGCCUACCUAUUACUACUCCUCCCCCGAGAGAGCACCAUACUUAAAUUGAAAGAUUAAAUCCAACUACAAUCAACUCCCAAAACAACAGAGAAGCACCUCUGCUUGUAAAUUUGGUGUGACUAUAGGAGUCUGAAAAAAAACGCCUUAUUUUUUCAGAGUAUUCUCUAGUAACCCUGGCCAUAAAUUUGUAAAAACAUUGGCAUUUGUAAGCAAA